Pimephales promelas (fathead minnow) is the source of this 642-nucleotide messenger RNA. RefSeq names its product ubiquinol-cytochrome c reductase hinge protein (gene uqcrh). Gene Ontology annotation, cellular component: respiratory chain complex III. Gene Ontology annotation, biological process: mitochondrial electron transport, ubiquinol to cytochrome c. NCBI's taxonomy places the organism in Eukaryota, Metazoa, Chordata, Actinopteri, Cypriniformes, Leuciscidae. The record is from RefSeq and is a predicted model, not a curated record.
AACGUCUUUAAGCACGUACAGCUUCCGGAAAGUGUCACGCUGUCCUCCAUCGGCGAUUAUUACCGUCCACAGAGGGUCACUUCUGGAAAACUAAACUAAAAUCAUGGUUUUAGAAGACAAAAUGAUCUUGAACGGAGAGCCAGAUGAGGAGGAGGAGGAAGAAGAAGAAGAGGAGGAGGACAUGGUGGACCCUCUAGAGGUCGUGAGGGAGAAGUGCACGCAGUCGGAGCAUUGUGUUCACGCACGCGAGCGGCUGGAGGCGUGCGAAUCCCGGGUCGGCUCGCGCUCGGCGACCUCAGAAGACUGUACAGAGGAGCUCUUCGACUUCCUGCACGCUCGGGACCACUGUGUGGCCCACAAGGUGUUCCAGUCAGUCAAAUAAAUGGAGCUGUUUAUAGAUGGUUGCCUGCUUAUAGAAAUACUGCUCGGUUAUUUAUAUAUUGUGAUUAUUGACCCAGAUUCAACAAUUCCCUGUAACUGAUUCCAUAUUGCCGAGUUGUGACUGAACUGUUAUCUGUUUUCUUCUCUCAUAUGAAAUAAUGUGUCCUCUGUUGUUGAGAUCAGUAAAGAGAUGAUGCUAACACAGAAUUUGGGUUUGUUGCUAAUGUCAAAUAACAGAAAACAAUAAAGAAAUUAAGACAA